Molecule: messenger RNA, 3609 nt
Organism: Suncus etruscus (white-toothed pygmy shrew)
Lineage: Eukaryota; Metazoa; Chordata; Mammalia; Eulipotyphla; Soricidae
Gene: OTOA
Product: otoancorin
Exons: 30
Coding region: 1-3609 (1202 amino acids)
Biological process (GO): cell-matrix adhesion
Cellular component (GO): cell surface
Source: RefSeq, a predicted model, not a curated record
AUGUCUCAGUUGCUGAGGACACAUUUGCUCAUUUUCCUGAGCUAUGCAGUGGCCAGUCCUGAGGUCCCACCAUCCACACAGGAUUUACCCCCAUUGUUGCAAAAAAUGGCCGAAGAAAUAAUAGAUGGAAGCUAUCUGAAUGCAUUACUGGAUUUCCUGCACUUUCAAAGCUCCCAGGAAUGGACGGCAGAGCUGACCCACAGAGUCCUGGACUAUCUAAAUUCACGUGAUGUGGUCUUCACCAUCUCCAGCCUCCAGGCAACCAUGGGAAACCAUCUGAAGCAACGUUUGUACCAGCCUCGAAAACUGCUGGAGGAACUCUGGGAGACAGAUGCACAGCAGUUCUACACAGCCAUGAAAUGCCUCUUAGAGGACAAGAAGGAUCGUUGGGUGCUGGAAGACAUCACUAUUGACUUUGGGGACGCUAGAAAGCAAGCCUUGCAGAGCCCAGGUGUGAAUCGCAGCCUCUUUCUUGUCACCCUGGAGAGGUGCUUCCAGGUGAUGAACUCCCUGGAGUGUGUGGAGAUCUUGGGCCAGCUGCUUCGGGGCUCCUCAGGCAGCUUCCUCCAGCCGGACAUCACAGAGAUGCUACCCCUGGACCUGCGGGAAGAUGCCUUCAAGAACCUAUCAGCCGUGUUCAAGGAGUGCUACGACCUCACGUCAGUGCACAUGCAGAGAUCGGUCCACAGCUGGAUGACACGGGUGCUGCGCAGCCAUGCUAAUGCCAAUGCCAACACCACGGAUGACUCGGUUUCAUGGGUCAGUGCAGAAAGCUUAUGGAUUUUGGGCAGAUACAUGGUUCACCUCUCACUCGAAGAAAUUACAAAAAUCAGUCCCAUAGAAAUGGGGCUGUUCAUCAGCUAUGACAAUGCCACGAAGCAGCUGGACAUGGUUUAUGACAUCACCCCAGCUCUGGCGCAGGUGUUUCUGGAGAGGAUUAGCUCAUCUGGCUUUGACAUGAGGAACACCUCGACCAUCCACCGGCUAGGACUGCUUGUGUGUUUCUACGACGCCAGGGAGCUGCUGGAUGCCGCCGUGGCCCAAGUCCUCCUUCAUCAGAUGAUCAAGUGCAGUCGCCUGAGGGGCUUCCAGGCCAGUGUCCAGAAGCUCAAAGCAGACCUCCUGGACAUUGCUAUGGAGAACCAGACCCUCAACGAGACCCUGGGCUCUUUGUCGGAUGCUGUGGUAGGCUUGACCCAUGCACAGCUCGAGUCUCUCUCUCCCGAGGCUGUGCACGCUGCCAUCUCUACCCUCAACCAGGUCUCUGGCUGGGCCAAGGGCCAAGUCGUCAUCUUGUCUGCCAAGUACUUAGACUAUGACAAGGUCCUGUCCUUCCACAAUGUGAGCCAGCUGGGUGUGCUGCUGCCCGGGGUGGGCACCCAGGCCCUCCACACCAUGGAACGCAGAGACCUCGCGCAGCUGCUUCGGAGCACCAGCUCCCUGCAUCUGUCUGCCCUAUCUUCUGCGCAGCAACUGGGUAUCUUCAGCAAGAUACUGGAAGCAGGAGACAGACCUUCAGGCAUUGUGGAGAUCCCAGGGGCUCUCUUCAAGCAAGUGUCUCUCUUCGAUUUAUGGAGGGAACCUGGACUCAAUGCCACAGUCCUGAAGGAAAAGGAGCUUAGGAGGAGUCAGGCCUUGUUCCUGUACGAGCUCCUGUCAAGCACCACAGGAAGGCACGAGGAGCUCCUCAGCUCGGGGCAGCUGAUCAAAGGCCUGACAUGCUCCCAACUGGCGGCCAUGAGCAAGGACUCAUUUCUGGCCCAUUUUCAGGAUUUUGAGAACAACUUUUCACUGCUGUCUCCACAUCAGGUGAACUGUCUGGCCUGGAAAUACUGGGAUGUUGCCAGGCUCUCGAUGCCGCCUUUCCUCUUGGCUGUACUUCCUGCUCGCUACUUGGCUUCUGUCGCUGCCUCCCACUGUGUGCCUUUACUGAUCAGUCUGGGAAAGAGGGAUUUGAACUCCUUGGUCUUAGAUCCCCACAAGAAGAAUUUGGUCCUCAGGAAAGUGCAGCAGUGCCUGAAUCAGUCUAUUGCUGAUGAGUAUGAUGUGGACAUCGUGGGCAACCUGCUCUGUCACCUGCCAGCAGCCAUCAUCCACCGGGGGGUGGCUCCCAGGGCUUGGAGUACAGCCCUGCAUGGCUUCAGACACUGUACAGACCUGGGCCCUGAGCAGAAGGUGGCACUGAGGAUCAAGCUCCUGGAGCAGUUUGGACCCCCACAGAACUGGACAUCGGAGACUACAAAGGACUUAGCACCCUUUCUAGUGCUUUUCUCAAGGGAUGAAUUAAGCUCUAUAGCCACAAAGUUUCCAGAUACCCUUCAACAGACAGCUUCCAUGAUGACAAGGACCUUGCCUCCCCAGGAAUUCCUUUGGGCUGUCUUUGAAUCUGUUCAGAGCAGCAGCGAUGGAAACAUCAUGUCUUACCCUAAUCCUGGCUGUCAUGAAGCCAUGACUCUGUCCUCUGAUGCCAUCUUCAGGUUGGGGGAAGCCAAUGCCUGCUGGACCCCCCAGGACCUGCUCUGCAUGGAAGCAGAUGUGUUCUCCAGGAAUGUGGAGCUGCUGGGGGCUGUCAGAGCUUUCAACAAGGAUCAGCUGAUGGCCCUGAAGGAGAAGACUAUCCAGGUUUGGGAUGUGCCUUCUUCGUGGAGAGAACAUCAGAUAGUCUCCCUAGGACGCAUUGCUCUGGCUCUUACUGAGACUGAGCUGAAGCAGCUGAACCUCAGUUCCAUUGACACAGUGUCUUCCUUCAGCCAGCAGACAGGUUGGACCAUAGGACAGGCUAAAUCCAUCCUGCAAGGAUUCCUGGAGAAUUCUGGUUGUCGCAUCCAGGACUUGAAGAGUUUCCACUUAGUAGGACUUGGCACAUGCCUGUGUGCAAUGAACACCACUGAAAUCUCACUGAUCAAGACCUCAGAAUUCAGGCUAGUAGUGGCCAGGCUUGGCACCUUGCCCUGCAGUACUCAGGUCCUGGCUGAAUUGAAGAGGAAGGCAGAGGUUGUAUUUGGGCACCCCACAGAGUGGUCCAGCUCUGUCUUGCAAGAGCUUGGGACAAUCGCAGCUGGAUUAACGAAGGAAGAGCUCCAACUCCUUGACAAGGAUUUGAUGCCGCAUUUCCAGCCCUCAGCAAUCAAACGCUUUCCUGAUGAGAUAUUCAAAGAGCUGUCCCCAGAGCAAAUCGCCUAUUUGGGCCCAGAAAACGCGGCCGCGGUGACCCCCACCCAGCGCCGGCAACUCAGCGUGCUGCAGCUGCAGAGCCUCCAGAGGGCGCUAGAUGGCGCCAGGACUCGCUCCUGGCAGGACGGACCCUUGAGCGCCAGCCCCACCGAGACCCCUAAUUCUGGUUCUCUUCAAGGAUUCUCCUCCUGCCUCAGGUUCUGCUGUCUGCUGCUGGCUCUGAUGCCCAAGAUUGCGUGGACCCUCGGGGUCUUGGCCAAAGGCACAGUUUCCUGCAUGCAGCAAAGCAUCGGGUCACAUGGGCAGAGCUGCUCCCCAUCACCUCUCAAUGUCACCCCUCCUAUUGGUGUUGCGAGGCACUGCAUCAAAAUCAGAGGUGAAAACUUGAAAUUAGUGGCACAUGCCAUGUCCCGAAGAAGGGCCUGCAGUGCCUGA